Molecule: messenger RNA, 2079 nt
Organism: Cydia strobilella
Lineage: Eukaryota; Metazoa; Arthropoda; Insecta; Lepidoptera; Tortricidae
Gene: PPP4R2r
Product: serine/threonine-protein phosphatase 4 regulatory subunit 2-like
Exons: 1
Coding region: 106-1599 (497 amino acids)
Cellular component (GO): nucleus; protein phosphatase 4 complex; cytoplasm
Molecular function (GO): protein phosphatase regulator activity
Source: RefSeq, a predicted model, not a curated record
ACUCACUCAUUCAUUGCAAAAGAAGCAGCUUUGCUUUGCCUUCUUUCUUGUCUUUUUGUGAAUUCUUCUGAAAUAUCAGUUUGUUCUGUGAUAAAACGACUCAAAAUGGAAAAUGCCGAAGAAGUCUUUCAUUUCUUAGAAGACUUUUCAAAGCGAAAGCCUAAAACUAUUCCCCAGGAACUCAACGAAUACUUAGCAUACGUAGCGCGUACCGGUGAUCCUGUAUACCAGUGGCCUUUAGUGAAAUGUUUAUUCAAGGAGAAGCUCUUGAACGUUAUAACUGACUUCUAUGAGACGACCCCGGGUAUCGACAUCCCGCCGUACCCCAACGUAGACCCGUUUAACUAUGACAUUAUGAAGAACAGCUUGCUGGAGCGCCUAGACGCUUUUACAUCGGCACCAUUCACCGUUCAAAGAAUCUGUGAACUCCUGACGUUCCCUCGUAAGCAGUACAAUAGAAUAGACAAAUUCAUGAGGGCUAUAGAGAAGAACAUACUAGUUGUUAGCACACGUGAGCCCGGAACUCAGCGCCAUCCUGAUCCUGAGCCUGAGAAUGGAGAAGUGGUAGAGCCUGUUGUGAACGGCUCCGACAGCAACUCGGAAUAUAACGUCGAUGUUGAGAUGGAGGAUAUGUCUUGGAAGGAGAAUGCGGAACAACAAAGCUCUGAACCACAGCCAAGCUCUUCAGACACACACAUUUCAGUAGAUGACAUAGAGGCGCGCCUUCAAGCUAAACAAAAUACUCCAAUGGAAACUCAGGAUAAGACACCUACUGAGUAUGAGUCUGUUACUCCACCAGAGCUUAAUGUCAGCACUCAUGAACCUGAUCCAGAAAAUAAAACUAGUGAUAUUUCAAUACCUGAAAUAAUACCUGCGGCUGAAGUUACUGAAAAAUCAGACUCUACUGACACAGCAGAAGCACCUGAUGAAGCUAAAACUGAAGUUGAAAUGAAAUUGGAUGUGUCUGAGAGUCCAGUCUUAGUCAUCCCAGAAAUAACAGUUGAUGAUGCAGAAAUGACUGAACAAAAGCUAAUAGAUCAAGCAGCAGAAUCAGAAAAAGAGGUGCCUCAAGAAGAAGAGGUGCCUGAAAAGGUUGAUGAUACUCCUGAAAUGAAGCCAGUGGAGGAACCAGCCACAGAACAACCAGUGUCUACAGAUGAGAGCAGCUCAGAUUCAACCAUGAAAGAUGAAGAACCUAAGCAUAUUUCUGAAGUGUCAACAUCUAGUGAAGAAAGCUCAUCAUCAAGUGACAAUACAGAUGGAAAUAGCAACUCUCCAAAAACUGUUGAAAAUAAUACUGAUAUAAUUCAAGAAGAAUCAAACCAAGAAACCAUUAAAUUAGAGGAACCUGUAAAAGAAGAGACUAAAGAACCAGAAAUUCCUCCCUGUGAAGAGAAAAAAGAGGAUCCACAACCUGUCAUUGAGUCUGAUAAUUAUUCCAUUUCUGACAUAAGUUCAGGGCUCCCCCAACCACCAGCUGAGGCUCCUAGUCAAGAAGAGACUCUAUCAGAAGAAGUAAAAGAUACACCAGAAAUUGAGAAGAAAGAGGAGGCUAAGACUGAAAGUGUAGAUAAGGAUACAGAAGGAGGAGAUUCAUAAGCUUCAAUUAUUAACAAUUUAACAUGGUAUAAGUUAAGAAUAAUAAAGGAUUGGACAUUAUUCUGAUCAAGAGGACUGAUGUUGAAUUUGAUCUGUUUAAUAACCAACAUUAGUAUUGAGAAAAAAUAACAGCAACAUGUGUGAUAAACAUAUGUAUUUUAGCAAGUCAGACACUAUUCAAGCGAAAUUAAAUUGGAAAUAAGAGGAAGUAGUGGAACACUGCCAAGCUGGAGACAAUUUUCGCACUUGGAAUGGUUCUAAUUGUCAUUAAGACAGCCAAAAGGAGUCAACAAAUAUUGCAUUUAUUCAUAAAUUUCAAACAUGAUUCACCAUUUGACAUUUGUUAGAUCAGAGAUUAGGGGUCUUCAAUUCAAACUGUAACUUGUGACCCUGCCCAUCUAGACCAAAAAAGAGCCAUACUAUUUGGCCCAUGAAAUAAAGCUAAAGCCUGGGUUGUGUUUGGGGGCCCAUGUUUUAGAC